AUGAGGUCCUCCGUUUUCCGGGCGACCAUCACCCUCGCCAUACUUCUUGGGCAGGUGAUUGGAGUCCAAUUGGAGACUCAAUACGCCCAAUUGCAAAGCCGAGACAUAUCUAUUACACCAAUUCCACGGACAGUUGAUCGUCUUCGCCAUCAAAAUGCCGGAAAAGAAGUCCCUCAAAGGGGCAACAAAGAGCGCCUGGGGAUUCCUGAUAAUAGCAAGGCGGUAGUUCUUGGAAAACGGGCUAAGAAGGCCCAGAAGCCAACAGCCAAACCAGCAGCGAAGACAAGCAAGCCAGCUGUCAAAGCAGCCAAGCCAAAAGCUAAACCAGCUAAACCAGCAGGUAAAGCAGGUAAAGCAGGUAAAGCAGCCGGCAAAGCGGCCAAGCCAAAAGUUAAACCAGCCAAACCAGCCAAACCAGCAGGCAAAGCAGGCAGGCCAAAAGCUAAGGCAGCUAAACCAGCAGGCAAAUCAGGAAAAUCAGGCAAAGCAGCUGCCAAACCAGCCAAGCCAAAAGCCAAACCAGCCAAACCAGCCAAACCAGCCAAACCAGCCGGCAAAGCAGCCAGGCCAAAAGCUAAAGCAGGCAAAGCAGGCAAAGCAGCAGGCAAGCUGGCAACAAAGACAAGAAAGCCAGCAGCUAAAACAGGGAAGACUAGUAAGAAAGGCAAUGCAAGCAAACCCACCAAAUCAGCAAAAGGAGGCAGGCAAGCCAAAGCGACCAAGCCUGCUAAAACCAACAAGACGACAAAAGCCAAGUCAAGACAGGGAAGCAAGCCAGCCAAGGCAGCAGCAGGAAAGCCAAAGACGCCCGCGAAGGCAAAAAAGCAAGGCAAAGCAAAUAAGUCGCCCAAAGCAGCAGCAAAGGCAAGCAAGGCAAAAAAGCAAACCGCAAAAGCAGCCAAGGCAGCAGCCAACGCGAAAAGGCCAGCGAAGGGAACGGGCAAGCCGACGAAGGCUGGCAAGCAGGUCAAGACCAAUAAGCCUGCUAAGCAAGCAUCAAAGGCAAGAAAGCCAACAGCAAAUGCAGGAAAGCCAACAGCAAAGGCAGGAAAGGCUGGUAAACAGGCUAAAGUGAAAAAAUCCAAGCCAGCGGCCAAGGCGAAGAAAAGACCAAAAGUACCGGCCAAGACAGCGAAUUCGAACAAAUCAGCAAAGUCAGCCAAAGCAAAGAAACCUUCAGCCAAGCAAGCGAAGGCAACGAAGAAUUCAAAGGCAAAACAGCAAGGCAGAGUGGGCAAGUCAACGAAUCGUGCCAAAGCCAACAGGACCGGGGAGACGCCGGGCAAGCAAUCCAAGACAAACAAAGCCGGGAAUCGCAAUGGCUCUGGAAAAGCAUCCAAAUCUGCCAAAGCAAAGAAGCCCGGAAAAGCAAACAAAGUUGGCAAGGCUAAAAAUGUCGGCAAAUCAACCAAAGCGAAUAAGCAAGGGAAGCCAAAAAAGAAUGGAAAAGCAGGAAAACAGUACACGCCACAAAAGUCAAGAAAGCCCAAUGCUUCGAAAUCCAGCAAUCACAAAAAGGCCGGAAAAGGCAAGCCUGGAAAUCACCAGAAGGCAAAGUCUUCCAAGUCUGCAAAAGGAAAACUUUCGAAAGUCGACAAAUCUAAAAAUCGAAAGCAAACCAAAGCUGGAGGUCGCAAGAUUGGGAAAGCUGGCAGGGGAGGUGCUUCUAAAAAGGGCAAGGAAACCCCAUCCAAGGCGGCCAAGCCCAGCAGAGCUAAACAGAACAAGUCAGAAAGGGGGAAAGCUAGAGCGGGGAGCAAAGGCAAACCUUCGAAACUAGGCAACGCUCGAAAAUCCAAGGCUCAAGCGCCCAGGAGGGGCAAAGCUGGGAAAGGUAGCCCCGCGAAUCUUGGGAAGACCAAGUCUACAAAGUCUAGGAAAGCGAAGUCUACGAAACAAGCCAAAGGGAAAUCUCCAAACCCUGCUAAAUCCAAGACCAGAAAGACUGGAAAAGGCAAGCCCACGAAGACCAACAAAGGAAAACCGAAUGGAAAAGGAAAGGGCGGCUUGAAAAAGGCAAACAAAUCGAAGAACGCAAGUAGCCCGAAGAAGGGAGGCAAAUUAAAGAAAGGCGUUGACGCCAAGAAGGCAGGUGAUUUAAAGAAGGGAGAAAAGACUUUACAGGAGAGCAAAUCAGCGACACCUGGAAAGGACAAAUCAACAAGCCAGGGCAAAGACAAACAAACAACCUCUCGAGGAGGGUGUCUCUUGAGCAGAUCCGGGGAGGGAGAAGAUGGAGGCAGUUGUGCCAUUAGGCCAGCUCGUACCGAACCCAUUGAACCCUUUGAUGAAAAUAAUAAGCAGCUCGGAUAUGUUGCAGGAGACACGCAGGAGAUCAUAAAUCAUGCUGGUAAGACGUUCAAUAGGUGGGAUGUCGCACGGAAUGAUCUCAACGGCCAGCCGGGAAACAUUAUAAACCAAUUUGGCUUGAAGACUGGUGAUGCGAGCGAGGUUGUGAUAGCCGAUGCGCAGAACAAAGCAGACAAACCGCGAGACCAGGACGGCAAGACCAAAGAAGAAAACAAAGCAGAGGGGAACGACGAUAAGGCAGCAACCUACGAUAAGGCAAGCCAGGCAGAGCUUCUGAAAGGUGUUUACCAAAAGGCGGGACAGGACCCAUCCCAGCUCAACACGGUGCAUCUUAAAGAUAUAAACGAGGAGACGACCAAACCAGCAAUCGGCGAAAUUAGGGGCGGAGCUAAAGGCGAUAUUGUCAUGAGUGAGACUCAGGAACCAGAAAAAUUCAAAAAGAUCAUGGACACUCCGUGGGGAAAGGGAGUUACGAAAAUCGGUAAUGAGUUCAACAAGAAGGUCGACAGUGUCAUCAGUCCUGAGCCCCAGAGGGAGAGACAAAGGCGAAAAGGAUGGGUUGAAAAGGACCCGCAUUUAGAGUUCAAGCUUUCGGACAAGCAGAAUGAGGACACUCAGCAGAGCGGUUAG
Molecule: messenger RNA, 2940 nt
Organism: Clonostachys rhizophaga
Lineage: Eukaryota; Fungi; Ascomycota; Sordariomycetes; Hypocreales; Bionectriaceae
Source: the annotation of a GenBank genome assembly